AAUGAAGCUGUGGAGCGCUCUAUAAAGCAGGAACCCAUGCUCUGUUUAGAGAGCACUAAGAGAGUGUCGUCAGAGUACAUUUGCAUUAUUUUUGACCACCUUGUGGGCAUCGCUGCACGUUCAGGUUGUGUCAGAUCCAGAAAGAAGGAGCUACCGUCAUGGCGUUAAUUAUACUUCCCUUCAUUGGAUCACUGUCAGUGUCUGAGAGUCUAGUUGCCUUGAUAACGAUAUGUGUGGUGUACCUGAUCCUCAAGCAUUUUAACACAGAGAUUCCGGCUGGCCUUCAGAGACUCCCUGGACCGAUGCCUCUACCUAUCAUCGGAAAUGUGCUGGGGAUUGGCAGGAAACCCUACAAAACCUUUACAGCAAUGAGCAAGCGCUUCGGCCCGGUCUUCCAGCUCCAGAUCGGCAUGCGUCCUGUGGUCGUGCUGAGUGGCAGUGAGACAGUUCGACAGGCUCUUAUCAAACAAGGGGAAGAUUUUUCUGGCAGACCUGACUUGUACACCUUUCAGUUCAUCAGUGAAGGCAAGAGUCUGGCCUUCAGCACAGACCAGGUCGGCGUAUGGCGCACUCGCCGCAAACUGGCCUACAACGCUCUGCGCUCCUUCUCUAACCUGAAGAGCCCGGACACAGAGUACUCCUGCAUGCUGGAGGAGCACAUCUGCAAAGAGGGAGAGUAUCUGGUGAAACAGCUGAACGCCUUGAUGAAGACCAAUGGCAGCUUCGAACCGUUCAGCCAAAUUGUGGUCUCCGUCGCAAACGUGAUCUGCGGGAUGUGCUUCGGCCGCCGCUACGACCAUUAUGACCAGGAACUGGUCAGCUUGGUGAACCUCAGUGACGAGUUCAGUCAGGUGGUGGGAACCGGAAACCCAGCCGACUUCAUCCCUCUUCUCCGUUUCCUGCCCAGCACGGCGAUGAAGAAGUUUUUGAGCAUCAAUGAUCGUUUUAACAAAUUUGUGAAGAAGAUAGUCAGCGAGCACUAUGCCACAUAUAACAAGGACAACAUUCGCGACAUCACCGACUCUCUUAUCGAUCACUGUGAGGACAGGAAGCUGGAUGAAAACUGCAACAUCCAGGUGUCAGAUGAAAAGAUUGUAGGAAUCGUCAAUGACCUAUUUGGAGCUGGUUUUGACACCAUCUCCACCGCUCUGUCGUGGUGCAUGAUGUACUUAGUGGCUUAUCCAGAGGUGCAGGAAAGGCUUUAUCAAGAAAUUAAAGACAGUGUGGGAACAGAACGUACGCCUCUUCUCUCUGACAGACUCAGCUUGCCUUUUCUGGAAGCCUAUACCCUGGAGAUCUUUAGACACUCUUCAUUCCUGCCAUUCACCAUCCCACACUGCACGACAAAAAACACGUCUCUUAAUGGCUACUUCAUCCCUAAAGACACCUGCGUGUUCAUCAAUCAGUGGCAGAUCAACCACGAUCCUGAGCUGUGGAAAGAUCCAUCCGUCUUCAACCCUGAGCGCUUCCUGAACGCAGACGGCACUGAGGUCAACAAGCUGGAAGGGGAGAAGCUGAUGCUUUUUGGCUUGGGUAAGCGGCGUUGUAUCGGUGAGGUCAUCGCCAGAAAUGAAGUCUUCCUCUUCUUGGCAAUCAUCAUCCAGAGGCUUCAGUUCCACACGAUGCCUGGAGAGCCGUUGGACAUGACGCCGGAGUACGGCCUGACCAUGAAGCACAAACGCUGCCAGCUGAGGGCGACCAUGAGAGAGAGGAACAAGCAGUGAAGACGCUGCCGGGUCACAGUCACAUGAAGAGGCGGGGAGUGAAGAUUCCUCACGCAUAAGGCAACGGGAAGCAAAGUGGAUUUCUGCGGCUGUACGGACUGAAUUUGUCAGGGAGGUUUUCUUCACUGACAGACACUCAUGCGUCUCAUUGAAGAAUCAGGAGAGCCUCUUUCCUGUUAAGCUAGACUGCCAUUCAGAAUUUUGAAAACAUAGCCACCAGUUGUGCCGAGGUUAAGUUGCUUUGUUUUGCUGGAUAGGCAUUGCUGUUUAGGUCACUGCAGCCAACAGUUUUGUGUGAUGUUGAACUCUCAACUCAACCAAAAUGGUCAUUUGACUUUAUGAACACCUUUUAUACAUGGAAGCUAAUUAUUUUAAUUCCAUUAUACUGUGGAUGUUACACACUGAAACAGUCCCAAAAUGUGAUUUAAUAUAUAUAUCAGAUUUUUUGCAUUCGAUGUGCCUUGUGUGUGUACAUAUUUGAGGAUGAAGUGUAUCUGCUGUGCAUUUAUUUGAUUUGUAAGGAAAUCAAAACAAUUGUAUGAUGAUUUUGAAUUUAUGGUGACAUGAUAUUGUAUUUUUUUUUAUCACUUAUCUAUCCAUGAAUGUAUCCUGUACAACACAAACUUGUGAUCAAAGUAUCUUUUAUUGACUCAUCAAUAAAAUAUAAAAUGCAUGAUACUUGU
This is a messenger RNA of Thalassophryne amazonica, 2407 nucleotides long. RefSeq names its product cytochrome P450 1A1 (gene cyp1a). The transcript has 7 exons. Gene Ontology annotation, biological process: progesterone metabolic process; hormone biosynthetic process. Bases 159 to 1724 code for a protein of 521 amino acids. Gene Ontology annotation, molecular function: heme binding; steroid 17-alpha-monooxygenase activity; oxidoreductase activity, acting on paired donors, with incorporation or reduction of molecular oxygen, reduced flavin or flavoprotein as one donor, and incorporation of one atom of oxygen. NCBI's taxonomy places the organism in Eukaryota, Metazoa, Chordata, Actinopteri, Batrachoidiformes, Batrachoididae. The record is from RefSeq and is a predicted model, not a curated record.